Messenger RNA from Cynara cardunculus var. scolymus (artichoke), 684 nucleotides. Its product is annotated as histidine-containing phosphotransfer protein 2-like. The transcript is spliced from 7 exons. Gene Ontology annotation, biological process: phosphorelay signal transduction system. Lineage: Eukaryota; Viridiplantae; Streptophyta; Magnoliopsida; Asterales; Asteraceae. The record is from RefSeq and is a predicted model, not a curated record. The coding region runs from base 1 to 501 and encodes 166 amino acids.
AUGGUUUACCUCGAUCACAACUCCUGCGAUCUCCCGGAUAACGACGGCCGGAAAUUCUCCGGGGAGAUUCCGAGUGAUGUAGACCACCGGUUUGAUAAAUUUAAAGUUUAUCAAAGUGUAGAAAAAGCGGAUGAACUUCGUAAACAAGUCGAGGUAUUCUGUCUUGAAGUGGAUCGGGAGAUCUCUGAACUUGAGUCUUACAGCAAACGUGCCAAGAUCAAUUUUUUAGAAGCAACCAAGAUAGCUCGUAGCAUCAAAGCAAGAAGUAUUUGGAUGGGUGCUCAGAAUGUGAAGAAGGCCGCUUUUUUUGUCAUUGAUGCUUGUCUGGGUUUUCAUGAGGAAAGUUACUCAUCAGCCGUAUAUGGUCUGAGGAAUGAUUUCAAUGGUACGAAAGUGAAGUUUGAAACCUACUUGAAGAUGGUGUUUGAAUUGAUCGAGAAAGAGAAUCAACAGAAAGAACAAAAACAAGAAAAAUUGCAGAAGCCCAACCAAGCGCUCUAAUGAAGCUCCAUGCGUAUGUUUGUUACCUUUCAGUUUUCAUGUCUAUGGUCUCCUAUGUUUGGCAUCGACUCAAACUUUCUUUCGUGGAUGUUGAAACUUAAAAUGAACCGGUUUGCCGGACUUUGGUUUAGUUUUGUUUGGUAUGUAGGACGGAAUGGGACGUAGACAGAAGAAAAAUUGUUG